Messenger RNA from Brassica napus (rape), 456 nucleotides. RefSeq lists its product as uncharacterized. The record is from RefSeq and is a predicted model, not a curated record. The transcript is spliced from 2 exons. The coding region runs from base 244 to 453 and encodes 69 amino acids. NCBI's taxonomy places the organism in Eukaryota, Viridiplantae, Streptophyta, Magnoliopsida, Brassicales, Brassicaceae.
AUUCCAAGACACCUAAAGGUACCUAUCCAUGGUAUAAAUUUUCUUAUAGUGCAAGUAUAAGGAGAAGAAAUUGAAGAUUAAAAAGCCAGCAUCCGCUCAUUAAAAAUGCAUUGACUAAUACAAAUCACCACCAACUUUAAUGAGAACGACACUGAUAUGAUCUCUACCUAACAGUCUUACACUAACAACUAUUUAAUUAUUGUUUACGCGUUGGCUAGACAGAAGAUACAUAGGGAAAGAACAAUGAGUCUCAAGUUCAUUCUAUUAAUAGCUUCACUUUCACUUUUACUUUUAUGUAUCGCAUCUUCUGAUUCGGCAAUCCUUCCAUUUCUCAGAAACCAGAAACUUCUCAACGAAGAAGUUGGAAAAAUUCACAUUCACAAGGAAAACAAGAUCAGCGUAAAAGUCAGCCGUUCACCUCAUGCCAAAGGCAGAAAUUGCUGCAAUGAUUAAAAG